Messenger RNA from Benincasa hispida (wax gourd), 1739 nucleotides. RefSeq names its product protein JINGUBANG-like. The record is from RefSeq and is a predicted model, not a curated record. Lineage: Eukaryota; Viridiplantae; Streptophyta; Magnoliopsida; Cucurbitales; Cucurbitaceae. Gene Ontology annotation, molecular function: protein binding.
UGAGUCCCAGAACACCCAUUUUAACUUGGGUCUUUUGGGUUAUCAGCCUUCUGGGGUUAAAAACUAAUAUCUGUAUAUGAAAUUUUCACUUCUCAUGUGGGAAUUCAUAUAAUAACAAUCCACAAAAAAAAGGGGAGAAGGUGGGAGCAAAGUCAGAGAUACCAGAAAAACAAAAAAAAAAAACAUGUUUGGAGAAGGCAACAGCAUUCCUCGAGCCAAAUACGGAGGCAACAUGGCUCAUUCCGACCCCAACAUUUCCUCCACCUUAACCGAAGACGAUUUUGCCAUGAGAAACAGCAGUGCUUCCGUCGGCGGCCAUGCUUUUUAUGACGCAAGUCGUAUGAGUGGCGAAGGCUCUCCCAUGACAAUGUCACCAUGGAAUCAAACCUCCAUGUUUGCUAAAUCUCCCUGGUCUCAAGUGGAAGAGAACAGCGGCCCUCAAAAUGGCUUAAUUGGCUCUCUAGUUCGUGAAGAAGGCCAUAUCUAUUCUUUAGCUGCUUCAGGGGAGCUUCUUUACACUGGCUCCGACAGCAAGAACAUUCGAGUUUGGAAGAAUUUGAAGGAAUACGCUGCAUUUAAAUCAAGCAGUGGGUUAGUGAAAGCUAUUAUAAUCUCAGGUGAGAAGAUUUUCACUGGACAUCAAGAUGGGAAAAUCCGCGUCUGGAAAGUGUCACAAAAGAAUCCAAGUGAGCAUAAACGAGCUGGGACAUUGCCAACACUGAAAGACAUAUUCAAAAGCUCAAUUAAUCCCAACAAUUAUGUCGAAGGACGAGGACGUCGAAGGGCUUUGUGGAUCAAACACUCUGAUGCAGUGUCUUGUUUGAGCUUAACUGAGGAUAAACUGCUUUUAUACUCUGCUUCAUGGGAUAGAACAUUGAAGGUAUGGAGAAUUGCAGAUUCAAAGUGCUUGGAAUCAUUGAAUGUGCAUGAUGAUGCGGUGAAUUCAGUUGUGGCAAGUGUCGAGGGGCUGGUGUUUACAGGGUCAGCCGAUGGAACAGUGAAAGUAUGGAAAAGGGAAGCGAAAGGGAAGGCAACAAAGCACACACUUUUGGAGUCAUUGCUGAAGCAAGAAUGUGCAGUGACAGCGUUGGCCGUGACGACGGCUGGAACCGUCGUGUAUUGUGGGUCAUCUGAUGGAAUGGUGAAUUUCUGGGAAAGGAAAGGGAAAUUAACACACGGUGGUGUUCUGAAAGGGCAUAAGCUGACUGUGUUGUGUCUGGUGGCUGUGGGGAGUAUGGUUUUCAGUGGCUCCGCUGAUAAGACUAUAUGUGUGUGGCGGAGAGAAGGGGCAAUCCAUACAUGUCUGUCGGUGCUGACCGGCCACACCGGGCCGGUGAAAUGUCUGGCGGCGGAGGAGGAUAAUGAAUCGUCUAAGAAUGGGGACAGGCAAUGGAUAGUGUAUAGUGGGAGUCUGGAUAAAUCAAUUAAGGUGUGGCGUGUAUCUGAGAUGGCGGCGGAUAGGAAUGCAGUGGCGAUGAUGCAGCAACAAUUUGGAAAUGAUUCAGAUUCAGUGCCAUCAGAAAGAAGCUUCUCCUCUUCCAACAGAGCAGCCAGCAUAAACAAACGACUGUGAAUGUGAAAAUGAAGAGAAUUUGAGAGUGAAUCUUUCAACAUUUUGUGAUAUUUUUAAAGUGUGUGUUUGACUUGACCGACCCCAUGUGUUUUCUGAACCAGCAAACUCACCUUCCUCCUAUACUGUUGUAUAUUGUGGAACAUUAAAAAAGGAUCUAACCCUCCAC